CGCUAUCAACAAGGCUUUUAUAACAAUGGGUUGCUAUCGUUGCGCUUCCAUCUACGUCGCACCUUAAAACGGUUCCUGGAUGAUUGUCACAGCAGGGCUUGGUGGGAGUUUCGAGUGGUGACUGCCAGACUACCUGGGGUGUAGCGUGUGAGGAGGAAGGAGUGUGUGGUGGACUGGUGGAGUGACCCCCUACCUGGCUUCAGCAGCCCCCCUAUCUAUAUCUCUUUCUCUCUGGGUGGUGAGGCCCCUCAAGGCCCUUAAAUACAUUUUAAAAAGCCCAAACAUGGAGGACGUGGACAACAGGACUUCCCUGGUGAGGGGCGCCAAGGACCUGGCCAAGGAGGCCAAGCGCCACGCCACCAAGAAGGUCGGCAAGGUGGUGGACCGCGCCACGGACGAGUACGCCAUGCGCAACUACAGCCGCUUCCAGGACGAGGAGGAUGACGAGUACACGCAGCAUCACCAGGGCAACUACCACCACCACGCGGAGCGCCCGGCCAACGACGACGAGGGCUCCAGCGACGCCACCGAGGGCCACGACGACGAGGACGAGAUCUACGAGGGCGAGUACCAGGGCAUCCCCAAAGACGCCGGCGGCGCCGGUGGCAAGGGGGCUCGGGACGGGCACGUGGCCCUCGGGCAGCAGGUGUCGGACAGCGUGAAGGACCGGCGGGAGCUGGAGACGGAGAGGCAGGCGGACGAGGAGGAGCUGGCGCAGCAGUACGAGCUGAUCAUCCAGGAGUGCGGCCACGGCCGCUUCCAGUGGCAGCUCUUCUUCACGCUGGGCCUGGCGCUCAUGUCCGACGGCGUGGAGGUCUUCGUCGUGGGCUUCGUGCUGCCCAGCGCUGAGACGGACAUGUGCGUGCCCGACUCCAAGACCGGCUGGCUAGGCAGUGUGGUGUACCUGGGCAUGAUGGUGGGGGCCUUCUUCUGGGGGGGCAUGUCGGACAAGGUGGGCCGGCGGCAGUGCCUGCUCAUCUGCAUGUCCAUGAACGGCUUCUUCGCCUUCCUCUCCUCCUUCGUGCAGGGCUACGGCUUCUUCCUCUUCUGCCGCGUCAUCGCCGGCUUCGGGAUUGGUGGGGCAGUGCCCAUCGUGUUCUCCUACUUUGCGGAGACGCUGGCCAGGGAGAAGCGCGGCGAGCACCUGAGCUGGCUCUGCAUGUUCUGGAUGAUCGGGGAGAUCUACGCUUCCGCCAUGGCCUGGGCCAUCAUACCGCACUACGGCUGGAGCUUCAGCAUGGGUUCUGCAUACCAGUUCCAUAGCUGGAGGGUGUUUGUGGUGGUGUGCGCUCUGCCCUGCGUCUGUGCCGUUGUGGCCCUCACCUUCAUGCCCGAGAGCCCCCGCUUCUACCUGGAGGUGGGAAAGCACGACGAGGCUUGGAUGAUCCUCAAGCAGAUCCAUGACACAAACAUGCGAGCACGUGGACAGCCGGAGAAAGUCUUUACCGUCAAUAGAAUUAAAGUCCCCAAGCAGAUCGAUGAGUUUGUGGAAAUGGAGUCUGAAUCGGCAAAUGCUGUCUCUAAGACGAUCUUCAGAGUGAAGACGGAACUGCGUGGGAUUUGGGUGAACUUCCAGAAGUGUUUCAACUAUCCAGUGAAGGACAACACAGUGAAGCUAGCCAUUGUCUGGUUUACCUUGUCAUUUGGGUACUACGGCUUGUCUGUCUGGUUUCCUGACGUUAUCAAGCACUUGCAGGCGGAUGACUACGCCUCCAAAGUGAAGGUGCACACCAAUGAACGCAUUGAGGAUUUCACUUUCAACUUCACUCUGGAGAAUCAGAUUCACUCCAAUGGCUUAUUCGUUCGUGACAGUUUUGUGAACAUGAAAUUGAAGUCGGUCACGUUCGUUGAUUCUACGUUUCGUGACUGCCGUUUUGAGGACGUCACUUCGGUUGGCUCUUUCUUCAGAAACUGCACAUUUAUAGGAACUUCCUUCUUCAAUACAGACAUUGAUGACUCCAAGCUGGUAGGGGGAACGGAGGUCAUCAACAGCACCUUCUACCACAACAAGAUCGGCUGUCAGAUGACGUUCGACGACGACUACAGUGCCUACUGGGUUUACUUUGUCAACUUCCUGGGAACCCUGGCCGUGUUGCCAGGCAACAUAGUAUCCGCUCUUCUCAUGGACAAAAUAGGCCGCUUGUCUAUGUUAGGUUUCUCCAUGAUCCUGUCUGGGAUUAGCUGCUUCUUCCUGUGGUUCGGCACUAGUGAGUCCAUGAUGAUAGGCAUGCUCUGUCUCUAUAAUGGCCUGAGCAUAUCUGCCUGGAACUCACUGGAUGUGGUCACGGUGGAGCUGUAUCCUACUGACAGGAGAGGCACCGGUUUCGGCUUCUGCAACGCGCUGUGCAAGCUGGCGGCGGUGAUGGGCAACCUGAUCUUCGGCUCCCUGGUGGGCAUCACCAAGGCCAUCCCCAUCCUGCUGGCCUCCUCCGUACUGGUGGGAGGCGGCCUGGUGGGCCUACGCCUGCCCGACACCCGCAGCAACGUGCUCAUGUAGAAAAUCUCACCUACGUAACAGCGAUGGGGCAAAAUGGAUCCAUUAGCUUACACAAUCCAGUGCCACAUCUAUCUAACCUGUCAAAAAGGGACUUAAGAUGGAAAUUAGCCCUACGGCUAUAAUCGUGUAUAUUUUGCAUUUUUUUAUUUUAAAAA
Molecule: messenger RNA, 2652 nt
Organism: Engraulis encrasicolus (European anchovy)
Lineage: Eukaryota; Metazoa; Chordata; Actinopteri; Clupeiformes; Engraulidae
Gene: sv2ca
Product: synaptic vesicle glycoprotein 2Ca
Exons: 13
Coding region: 284-2497 (737 amino acids)
Biological process (GO): chemical synaptic transmission; transmembrane transport
Cellular component (GO): synaptic vesicle membrane
Molecular function (GO): transmembrane transporter activity
Source: RefSeq, a predicted model, not a curated record